Molecule: messenger RNA, 1438 nt
Organism: Saprolegnia parasitica CBS 223.65
Lineage: Eukaryota; Oomycota; Saprolegniomycetes; Saprolegniales; Saprolegniaceae
Exons: 4
Coding region: 32-1438 (468 amino acids)
Source: RefSeq, a predicted model, not a curated record
CGCAGUUUGGCACACGACAGCAGCAGACAGCAUGGCGGCCGAGGACCGCGGAGGUCCGUGGAGCGCCGAAGCGUGGCAGGCCGGGCGCGAUUAUGCUGGAUACGAGGACAAGACGACGGCGUCGCAGCGCGCGUCGUCGGAGCGGCAGGCGUCGGCUUCGCCCGUGUACGAGGACGAGAGCUACCGACGCCCAUCGGCGACGUCGGUGCGACGCUUUCAGCUGCAUGAGCCCGACGAGCGGCUCGAGCGCAUGCACCGGCAGCAAGACAAGCUGCGCUUUCGCCAGAUGCUGGACGAACAAUUGGAAGAGAAACAUGCGCGCAAGGCCAAGGAAGACGCAGCGCGGAAGAAGGAAGAAGCGCCGCAGGUCGAAGAAGAGCUGCGGUACAUCCAGGCCCAGCACAUGCGGGCGCAGCAAAAGCUCGGUCACGUCGCAACGCUGCGUCCGCCCAAGUUUGUACCUGGCGCCAAGUUUGCAUCGGCGGGUGGUACGACCGCGCUUCCGGCGCCACUGCCCGACCCGCCAACGACCAAGACGAACCUCACGAUUCAAACCGUGAUGCCGCCGCCCGCGCCCUCGUACAAACAGUCCUCGCCCGCGCGAUCCACGAGCUACCACCAGGCAUCCUCUACGUACCGACCUCCCACGUCGCCGUACCGGCCAGCUUCGGUCGCACGCCCGAUGACGCCUUCAUUACCGUCCAGUCAUGCGCGAUCGGGCAACGAGCACUCGCGCGAGAUGCUCUCCGAGGUGCAAGCGCUUCUCGAUGAGAUUCGUUUUGAGCGCCUCCAGCUCCGCCAAGAGCGAGAGGUCAUUGCGCUCGAGCGCCAGCGGCUCGCCGACGAGACGGAGCGGUUCUUAUCCCUACAGCGGUCGGCCCCGUCGCCAGUCUACGACCAACGCCCGACCAGCUGGACGCAGUUUGACGCGCACACGCUGUCGCCGACGGCGUCGCACUCGCCGCACAACUGGUCGCCGUACCGAUCGACACGGGAUGCCGUCCAGGCGCCGUCGCCGCGGAGGCAUCGCUUCUUCCAGGACAACGAGCCAUCCUAUCCUCAGACGCUGGCCCAAGCGGACGAGGACGAGGACGAGACAGAGCUCGGGAACCCGCUGGAGCAGUCGCUCUGCUGCGACAGUACGUUCGUGCCGAUCGACAAGCCCUUGUCGACCUUUGUACCGCCGCGCGUGUCGACGCAACCAGCGCCCGUCGUCCUUGCCAAACCAUCGAGUAUCUCGCCACUGAGCUCGAUCGACGAGAACGACCACAACCGCAAGGUCAUUCAGACCAGCGGCAAGUACAACUGGGACGUUGCCGACGCCGUCGUACCCCGUCGGUCGGCCGCGCGCAAGCCGAUCACCAGUAGCAGUAGUAGCAGUAGUAGCAGUAGCAGCGCCGACCCGUCCCAAUUGUUUCAAGUCAAGGUGCUCGUCUAA